Molecule: messenger RNA, 2494 nt
Organism: Pogoniulus pusillus (Red-fronted tinkerbird)
Lineage: Eukaryota; Metazoa; Chordata; Aves; Piciformes; Lybiidae
Gene: EEF2KMT
Product: eukaryotic elongation factor 2 lysine methyltransferase
Exons: 7
Coding region: 353-1447 (364 amino acids)
Source: RefSeq, a predicted model, not a curated record
AGCUUCUCGUCUUCGGUGUAGCCGCUCAUGGCUUCGCCGACGCCAGUGAGACCCGCCCUGGGUCUGUGUGGCGGGGAGCGCCGUGUCCUUCGCCGCGGCGCACGGCGGUGACGCCACCAGGGUGCGCGGCGGUGGGCCGGGACCGGCGUGUCCCUGCGGGGCCGCCUGCCUGAGCCCGGGGCCGCCUGCCUGAGCCCGGGGCCGCCCCGGCGCGGAGCGGGCACCGCGAGGUCCGGCUCGGCCCGGGGCCGCCCCAGCGCGGAGCGGGCACCGCUCAGUCUCGCCCAGCUCCUCCCUCCCGCCGCGGCGCCCAGGCGAGGCCGGGGAUGCGCGGCCUGCCGGGCCCGUGGCCAUGGCCGAGCCGGACCUGGUGCUCCGCUUCCAGCGCCGCUUCCUUGCAGCUCGGCAGCUCCGCUCCUUCCCCUGGCCGGUACGGGGGUGCGGGCGGCCGGGCUCGGGCGCUGGUGCCGCGGCAGGCAGGGGCUUAGCUUUGUUUCGUGCCUUUCAGGAGCUGGAACAACACCUGCGGGCUUCACCGGACUCCUCCUUGCUGCUGGAUGUUCUGCACAAGACCGUCCUGCACCCUCUGUGUGUUAAAUAUCCCCCUUCCAGCAAGUACAGACAGUGCUUCCUCACCCAGCUCAUCAGGAAGCACGAAGCCACAGCAGCUGAGCCCCUGGAUGAGCUCUACGAGACCCUGGCAGAGCUCCUAAGGGAAGAGGAAUGUCCUGCUUGUUACAAGAGCUACAUCUUGCCCACGGGGGAAUCUGUCACCCUUUCUGAAAGCCUGGCCAUAGUAUCUGGAGGGACCACAGGGCUGGUGACCUGGGAUGCUGCUCUUCACCUGGCUGAGUGGGCAGUGGAGAACUCUGUGCUCUUCACCAACAGGACCAUCUUGGAACUAGGAUGUGGGGUGGGCUUCACUGGUAUUGCCAUCUGUAAAACCUGCAGGCCCAAGAGAUACAUCUUCAGUGACUGCCACCCCUGUGUCCUCCACCAGCUGACACAAAACAUCCUCUUGAAUGGCUUCACCCUUGGGCCUGACUCUGCUCCUUGCAUCCAAGGGGAGUCUCAGGGCCAGGGGGCUGCAGGAACAAGUUGUCAGGUGCCACAAGUGAUGGUUGCAGAACUUGACUGGGGCUCAGUCACACAAAGGCAGCUGCUGGACCUUCAGCCUGAUGUAAUCAUUGCAGCAGAUGUGAUCUAUGAUCCAGAGAUCAUUGUAGCCCUAAUUGGGAUGCUAGAAAAGCUCUCCACUUGCAGAGCAGAUGGCAAAUCCCCUGAGGCCUACAUUGCUUCCACCAUCCGUAACCCAGACACCUACCACCUCUUCCAGGCUCAGCUCGAUAAAGCUGGGAUCAGAUGGCAGCUGCUUCCAGCACACAGCAGCAGCACUUUGCUUUCUGACGUGCAGCCAAACCUAUCUGUCCUGCAGCUCUUUCUAUAGACUAGGCCAACAGGGCAGAAUCAGAAUCUUCAGCCCAGCAGGAUCUCUCUGCUCCUUGUGAUGAGGUGACCUGGAGUUCUGGACACCCAGGAGAGGCACUGAGCACACAGCUGUGUGCAGAGGUAAAGCCAGUGCCAGCUCUUUCUGCUGUCAGCACGGACACAAGCAAGCUGCAACCCUCAAGCAGUAGCAAAAGAAAGCCCUACUUAUGCUGCACGGAUUCUGCAGAGGACAACAGGCCUGAACUCUCUUGGUUUCAGAUCUGGAGCUCUUCAAGGCCAGGUUGGACAAGGCCUUGAGCAACCGGUGAUGGUGGGAGAUGUCCCUGCCCAUGGCCCAGGCUUAGAACUGGAUGAUCUCUGAGGACCCUUCCAACCCAAACCAGUCUGAUUUUGUGAGUUGUAGACUUGGAGCAGCUCACACUGAGAAGGCAGCAAACCCAAGGUGGCAUGGGAAUAAAGGAUUUUUCAGUACUCAGAACAGCUCUGUUCUCUCCUCCUGAGUUUCACCCCUGUCUGUGCAGUGUGGGGCACCUGAAAAAGGAGUUACACCUCCAGCCAAGGUGCUGCAGAGUGCCAGGGGCUGAUGUGCUGCAGGAGGAGCUGAGGGACUCUGCACUGCAGCAGCUGCAGCUUUACUCUGCAGCAGCGACACAGACCAGAUCCUGAUUUGCCACUGCUCUCAUGGCAGGACUGGCACAAGGAGCUGUUGGGAACCCUCUCAGACUGGCCAGGAAAUACAGCAAGAGGCAGCCUGCAGCCUUCUGCCUGUGCUGGAGGGGGCAAGAACUGAGCUCACCUGCUCUGGCACUUCCCACACAACUGUCUGGCCUGCAAAAGCCUUUCAAGAUCAUCCAGGCCAACCACUCUCUACCUGGUUGGGGCCGAGCCAUGGCCCUCAGCACCACAGCUCUGCCUCUUGGAAAAAUCACCAGGGAUGGGCAUUGAACCACCUCCCCAGGGAGCCUGGGCCAGGCCUUGAGAAUCUUUUCCAGGGGAGAAGACUCUUCUUAUAUGCAACCUAAUCCAACGGCAACUUGAGGCUGUU